This is a messenger RNA of Micropterus salmoides (largemouth bass), 3123 nucleotides long. It is a transcript of the gene ywhag1, whose product is annotated as 3-monooxygenase/tryptophan 5-monooxygenase activation protein, gamma polypeptide 1. Bases 140 to 883 code for a protein of 247 amino acids. The record is from RefSeq and is a predicted model, not a curated record. Gene Ontology annotation, cellular component: cytoplasm. Lineage: Eukaryota; Metazoa; Chordata; Actinopteri; Centrarchiformes; Centrarchidae. The transcript has 2 exons. Gene Ontology annotation, molecular function: protein kinase C binding. Gene Ontology annotation, biological process: signal transduction.
GGGGUGUCCCGUCGGCAGGCACACAGACAGCAGGCAGCAGCUGCAGCGAGAGGAGCCGGGUGCCGUUACUCUGCAUUAAAACAUUCAUAUUACGAUUUUUAGCUCCGAAACACACAGGCCGGCAACACACACAGCUAAAAUGGUAGACCGCGAGCAACUGGUGCAGAAAGCCAGGCUGGCCGAGCAGGCAGAGAGGUAUGAUGAUAUGGCAGCUGCCAUGAAAUCGGUCACAGAGCUGAACGAAGCACUGUCCAAUGAGGAGAGGAACCUGCUCUCUGUGGCCUAUAAGAAUGUGGUUGGGGCGAGGCGUUCAUCCUGGCGCGUCAUCUCCAGCAUUGAGCAGAAGACGUCGGCCGACGGUAACGAGAAGAAGAUCGAGAUGGUGCGGGCCUACCGGGAAAAGAUCGAGAAAGAGCUGGAGGCCGUCUGCCAGGACGUGCUCAACCUCCUCGACAACUUCCUGAUCAAGAACUGCAACGAAACGCAGCACGAGAGCAAGGUGUUCUACCUUAAGAUGAAGGGCGACUACUAUCGCUACCUGGCCGAGGUGGCCACGGGGGAGAAGAGAGCCUCGGUGGUGGAGUCCUCUGAGAAGUCCUACAGCGAGGCCCACGAGAUCAGCAAGGAGCACAUGCAGCCCACCCAUCCCAUCCGCCUGGGCCUGGCUCUCAAUUACUCCGUCUUCUACUACGAGAUUCAGAACGCCCCGGAGCAGGCGUGCCACCUGGCCAAGACCGCCUUCGACGACGCCAUCGCCGAGCUGGACACCCUCAACGAGGACUCCUACAAAGACUCCACUCUCAUCAUGCAGCUGCUACGAGACAACUUGACGCUGUGGACGAGCGACCAGCAGGACGACGAGGGAGGCGAGGGCAACAAUUAAAGAGUCCAAAACUUCAUUCUGCCAAAACAACACAAGCGCGCUCACAAAUGAUGACAAAAUAAUAAUAAUACUUAAAGUUCUUAGAAAUAAAUUUAAAAAAAGGGAGGGGGGGGGGGGGGUUGGUUGAACAUCGGCGGCCAAUUUAGCCAAUGGUACUAACGCGGCUGCUGUUCUUUAUUUUUCAACAAAUUAAAAGUGAAAAAAAAAAAAAGUAGGAGGAGGGAAGACAAUUUUAGUUUGAGAAAUAAUCUACGAUAAAGAAUAAAAAAUAAAAAAAUGAAACCCCCUCCUUGGUAGCCUCUGCAGCAUUUGCCAAAAUACCACUUUAGAAGCAAGAGGUACGUCAUUCAUCACAGUGUGACUAUUGGGUAACGAUACCUUCACACUGGCAGAGACUGGUCUUAUCGCGCAAAUGAAGCUGAGCUGUCUUAUUGUAUUUGGUGAGGGGAGGAGCGUUUAGAAAAUGAGCAGCAAGAAAAUUGAGUAACCUUGAAUGUCACGGCCUUGCUCAGUGAGAGAGGAAGACAGAGAGGGAGUGAGAUGGUGGGUGAGAGAGCAGACAGGUUACAGAGAUGAAGACGUCGGACUUCAUCGCGUAACGUCAAACGUAGCGGCAUCUUUCGUUGCAGCACACUUUGAUCGUUGAGUGAAAAGCAGGUUGUCUCUGUUAUUGAAGAUAACAUAAAAAGAUGUUUUCUGUUUGCUUUGUGUCAGGUAUGUGUCCCGCUCAGUCAAACAGUCAUACUGUAACUAAAAAUACCAAUUCAUAAAGUAAACGUAGUGCAGCUUGUCCCUCUCAUGUGCUGAUGUGCUUUAUUAAAUAAAUUAACUCUGUUUUUGGACACCUAAUUCUUAUCGUCAGUAUUGUCGUUACUAUAACAACCCCUAUUGGCUCCUUAUGUUUGUAGGAAACGAUUUGAAUCACAGAAAUCCAGAUAGCGAAAUCAUUUGAAUGCAAAAUUUAAAAAACAUUUUGUGAUUGAACAUCCACCCAUAUUCUCCAAUUAUGCUAUCUUCAUAACAAUCAGUGGGAUCUCUGAAACGGCACCUGGAACCACAGACUCGAUUAGUGAACUAGGUAUCAUUUGCGGACAGAGCACAUGCAAUGUUAAGUGGAAUCUCUAAAAGCAGAUGUGAGGUUUGUGGAUUUACUUUGUCUUCAGUUUCUUCUUGGUCAAGAAAUGCACUUGCCUAUUAUACUGUUUCUUCAGUGUAAGAUGAUAACUGCUCCAAUAUUCUCCAUAAUACAAUAUUGUGCAUGCUGGUGAUGUAUUUAUACAGUAGCUUCAAUUUAUUAACUUAUACUGUAGAUGUUAUGUAUUCAUAUGAACAUGGAAUUACUAGACCUUAAUCGGAUUAUUUUCUAUUUAUUUCUUUUUAUUGCGAUUGUUAGCGAGCCCUUAUUUUAAUCUGUGUUUUCUUUACUCCAUUUGCUGAAGUACGCUAUACCAAAACAGUGAUUGUUAACAAUAAAUUGAUCUGUUACGGACAUCGCCAUGGUGACAUGCAAUUCUUGGUAAGGGUGAAAAAAAGGGAAGAAAACGUAUUGGCAUGUGACAGUGGUAGGGAGUGUCUUAACAGUGGAUGUGAUGGGCAUUCACAGCUUUACAGUUUCAUGUGUUCUUUAAUGUAUUAAUCCACUGGCAGUGAUGCAAUAAAAUAAAAAUAUUGUAGUUAAAAUAAAAUAGUCAAGCAUUGCAAAAUUCCUCAGGCUACUUUUGGCAACUAAAUUAAGUCAAAUAAAGUCUCCUAGGAACACAAGGAUAUGUUUUUUUAGAAGCAAAUUGCUAUCUAGAGCACCUAAUGCUUCUCAUAGCUGACUGACUGCAUUCAAAAUUCUACUUCAAAAAAAUGCACAGAAGUAUUAACAGCAAAAUGUACUUUAAAUAACAAAAGUAAAAGUAGGCCAUUCAUGGAGCAGAAUAACCCCUUUCAAAAGGAAAAGGUGAUUUUUUUAAAAUCUUGUGUGCAAAAUAUUUAAAGUUGUGCUCAUGAAUGAUCAUCUUCUGCAACAGGAUUUUAGUUGUGUGACUUUAGGGCCUCAUAUUAUGUACAUGCAUGUCCUUUAUGACAUGGGAUGUGUCUCAGACUCUCAAGUGUGUCUCUGUAAAAGCAUGUUUAAUUCUUCCCCCAUCAAGCUGGCAGAUCUUGUUCUCUAACAGGAAUAUGAACUGUGACCUGGUCAGGACGCUGCUCCACUAACCCGAUAAUACAGUCUGUGAUAAAGAUACCUCAAUUGA